Molecule: messenger RNA, 2888 nt
Organism: Candoia aspera
Lineage: Eukaryota; Metazoa; Chordata; Lepidosauria; Squamata; Candoiidae
Gene: TELO2
Product: telomere maintenance 2
Exons: 21
Coding region: 187-2655 (822 amino acids)
Biological process (GO): protein stabilization; telomere maintenance via telomerase
Cellular component (GO): cytosol
Molecular function (GO): Hsp90 protein binding; telomeric repeat DNA binding
Source: RefSeq, a predicted model, not a curated record
CCGGAGGCGCGUUUGCGGGAUUGGUAUCAGCGCCGUUAAGGAGAGCUAAGUGAGUGAUAACCUAAAUAUAUUUUCGUGAGAAAUAAAUCCCUUUGAACAUAAAUGAACGUAUUCUGGCAUAUUAUAUCGGUAACUGGCAGGGCUCCUUGUGGCUGUGUUCAGACGCGCUAAAGACAGCCAAAAGAAAUGGAUCCUAAGUUGCAUGAUGUUCGUCAUACAGUUAAAGAAGCAGUUGGCACCCUAUAUUCUUCCAGAGAUAGUGCCCAGAUUCAGAAGACUUUGUGGACAAUCAGGAGGUACCUGGAUCAAUCUGAAAAUCCACCCUCUGUGAAAGAGAAGGAAGAAUUUAUUCGCAAUCAUUUUACUACCUUCGUUCAGUGUCUGCUCAGCAACCUGAGUCCUGAUUGGCCAGAGCAAUUUCCAUCAGAGGAAGCCAAAGAACUGUGGGCUAGCUUUUUCAUUGAUGGACCAGCAGAUCAAUCUUUUAUGGUUCUAUUAGACAAUAUAAUUUCUACAGAGCCAAGUUUUUGUCUGAAUAAAGCUGUUGACACUCUGGAGCAAUUCUUGCAGAAGUCCGGACUCUCUGCUUUAAUAUGGGAAAUCUGCAAGCAACACACCGAAACCGGUUCUCCAGUUCUGCAGGAAGUGAUCCUCAGCAAAGUUGCAUGUUUACCUGACCACUUAGGGAACAAACUCCAGGGAGACAACCGGCCCAUCUUCUUCCCUCAAAAUUAUUUUCCGUUGCUUGGUAUGGAAAUUGUCCAGGUGAUGGAGAGGAUUUCUGGUUCGCUACGAGGUGGCUUGGAUUGCUCCAUCUCCUUUGUAUCUCGGGUGUUAGGAAAGGUCUGCGUGCACGGGAGACAGAAAGAACUCUUAAGCGUGUUGGUGCCUCACCUAACCAGUCGUACUCAGUCUGACUGCAUCUGGCAGAGAAUCUGUUGGCGACUCUUUGAGAGUGUGCCGGAUCGCUGGAUGGAAGCCGUGGUCUGUGGCUUGGUCCGGGCAACCCCAGGGCCUGCUGUGUUGUCGCGAUUGCUGGGGAAUUUGGUGGUCAAGAACAAGAAGGCCCAGUUUGUGAUCACACAAAAGUUGUUGCUGCUUCAGUACAGCCUUCCGACCAAGGUGCUGCAGACUCUCCUUGGAUACCUUGCCCUGGACAUCACACGGCGCCCCUUGCUGACCAAAAUACUGAGAGAGCUGCUGGAGACCUGGAGUAGCAGCAGUGCCAUGAAACACUCCCCAGCCGAGCAGCAGCUGUACAUUAGCAAGGCCGUCCUCCUCUGCCUCUCUCACCUGAAGGAAGAAGAAAUCUCCGCCAACCGGCAAGAGCUGCUUACCAGCCUGAUGGGAGGGAUGAAGUGCCACCUGGACAGUAACUUGCCCCGGAUCCGUCGGAUGGGAAUGGUAGUGGCGGAAUGUGUCAGCAGCAGGCUAACACCGGAAGGGCCCACCUUGGAGUUCCAGUACGAAGAAGAUGAUGAGAUUAAAGAACUGAAAUCCUUGCUAACUCAAAGACUGGAAGAGACUUCAGACACUGAGCCUCCAAACACUGGGGACAGCAGACCCAACAUGGCAGCCAGUGCUGUUCUACAUUCCAGUGCGACACCAGACUUGGAUGCUGCUGAAGAACCAGAACAGGGAGUUGACUCUGAGCUCGACAGUGAUGACGACCUUGUUCCGUAUAACAUGUCACAGGAUAAAGAGUUGAAGAAGAUCAGAGCUCCCACCUACAUCAGGGAUUGCGUUGAAAUUCUGACGGGGCCUGAAGAUGCAGACAAAUAUGAAGCCACCAUGGGUGUCCUGGAAGCACUGAUCCGGAGGGACACAGCCACCGCUCAAGAGAUGAGUGUGGAAUUGGCAAAAGUCUUGCUCCACCUGGAAGAGAAGAGCUACAUUGAAGGGUUCCUGGGGCUUCGGCAAGGUGCCUUGGUGGCUGUUACUGUCACAGACCCCAUCCGAGUGGCUCAAUAUCUGACCUCUGAAUUCUACUCCCUGAAUUACAGUCUGCGUCAACGUAUGGACAUCCUGGAUGUGCUGGCCGUGUCUGCCCAGGAACUGUCUCGGCCAACUUCACCUCGCUCGAAACAGAGUCCCAGCUGCCCCAGAAUCCAAGUCCUCUCCCACAACUCUUCUCCAGACUGGCAGAAAGUGGUGGAUGAGAGGAUCAGAAGCAAGACCCGAAGAUUUGCAAAGGGCCGGUCCCAGGCAGAACCUUUGGGCACCCCUAACCAGUUUGCCCCAGUUGCUGGCUGUUUUUUCUUCCCACUUCUUCGGACCUUUGACAGGCCUCUGACUACCUUUGACCUUUUGGGGGACGAUCACCUGGUCCUGGGCCGGCUGGUGCACACCUUGGCAAUUCUCAUGUACUUUGCAGUCAACGCUGCGGUAACAGCUGCAAUGGGAAAGGCGUUGCUAGAGUUUGUUUGGGCCCUGCGUUUCCACACCGACACAUAUGUGCGGCAUGGCCUUCUGUCUUCAGUCUCCUCCAUACUCCUCAGUGUACCUGCAGAGCACCUUCUAGAAGACAUGAUGGAGGAACUUCUAGAGACUCAAGCCUGGCUGGCAGAUGUUGCGGAGAAGGACCCAGAUGGUGACUGCAGACAUUUAGCCCUGCAGAAUCUGCUGCUGAUGGAAAACUUAAAAAAAAAAGCUUGAAACAGCUCCUCUACAGAGUAGGAUAGUUUGAUGCUAAAGAUGCUCUCUGAACAGCUGGUGGCUGCAAAUGACCCCAGGCCCUGGAGGAGGAAAGGACAAAGGGCCCUGAGCUGGAGGCCAGGGGCAUCUGCGUUUAGCGUGGACCCUACAACGUACAGGUGCUGUUGCUAACGCACACAAAUUCUGUCCUAGUUAGUUACGGUCCCUAGCCAACUUACGAAAGUCAAAAGCAA